GAGGCAAUCUCCGAUCUCUGUAAACCCUCGAUGAGGUUCUCCGCCGAUUAGCAACUGUGCCAUGCCGAUAUCCUCCCUCCUCAUGAGGUUCGAGCCGGGAUCCAAAUCGUCAUUGUUCUCAAUUUCCUCAAGAUGUUCAACUCUACCGAUCUGAAAAUCUCAGAUCUACCUCUGGAUUAUUUAUUUACUUCUUUUUUUUCUUUUUUUUUGUGUGUGUGUUGGUUGAUGAGAAAUCUGCAGACAGCAAAUAUACAAUUUUCUAUGUUUUGUGUGGCUUUAAUUUUGAAAGAUGGUAAUUGUUUGUCGAAUUUGAUAUAUAGGUUGGUAGGAAGUCAAGCAUCAGGUGGGUCAGAUUAAGGAAUAUUGACGGAUGUUUCAUGGAUUUUUUUUUUGCAUGCAGAUCUUUCUUUUGGAUAUGCAGUCUCUGGUGAUCUGCAUCUGCAAUUGCUAGAGAUGCUGUUUGUGAAGACGGAUGCUCAUAUAUGAUCAUGAUGGAGAAGGUGCUUCCGUCCCUAACUUUCAAACUUCAUUAUGAUGUUACCAUUCCCAAGCCAAAAAUCACGUCCUGAGCAUUCUUAUUAUUGCAAACGGUUAUCUUGAUUUAGGUUUCUUCUUCAUCAGAUGAGUUGUACCUUUCAGGACUUGCCAAUUUUAGCACUGCUUGACUGCAUGCAAGGUGAUGAUCUCUAGCUCCUUCAAAGAUACAGGACUUUGCAAAUUCCCAACAGUUGCUCUUUUCUGACAUCGUGCAGAUAAUUUAUCGGUGCUGGCGCGCUGUGGUGCGAUGGCACCCUAUCUUCUUGCCCUUUUCCCCCUCUCCCCCCUAUUCUGUCGUCCCUCAUCUUGCUCUCAUCCCAUUUUCUUACGGGUUGAUUCAAUUUGCAAAUUGUUUUUUUAUGCUUUUUAUGGUCGGAAAAAAUGCAUUAACGAGUGACAUAAAAUAUAGUAGUAAUACAGCUUCAGCCGCAUGCACAGGCUGUUUAAACAUCAAAAUCCAAACAGAGGCCCUCACCCACUCGUAGAAGAUGCACUUACAGGCACUUGCCCACAGAAAGCAUUUUCAAUGCCUUCAAGCACUGUAAAGGCCGAAAAUGUCAGAUCCAAUUCAAUAACAACUCAUUUGUAGUAACCAUGCAAUACAUGCUCGUUGAUCACAUGAUCAGAUCAGAUGGAUUCAAUGUUGUUUUAGACAUCCAGAAAAGGAUCCUGGGAUCAUUUAUCGAAAGCCAUAAAUUUUUUAAAAAGCAGCAGAUAAAUCCCAGUUUCAUUCAAUGUUUAAAGGAAAUAAAAUUCAUUUGGACUUCGAAGAAUUGACAAAAAUAGCUAAUAGUGUACAAGAGAAAAUAAACAUACACAGAAAUACCUUUCAUCUCAAGCAAGCGUGGCUUUCUUUGGAGAGAAAUUGGAGAACAAAUCACCUCAUGGGUACCUCUUUCUAUUCUACUCUUUUUACUGAAGUAUAUUCACAAACAACUCAGGUCGAGAAAUCACCCUUCUCAAACAGAUUUGACAACCAAAGGAAGCAAGUAGAAAUUUAUCAACUGAAAAUCUACUUAUGUUGUCAGUUUCAUUUUCAGAAUGUUGAUGAUAUUUUAAUGGAAAAUUAUUCCCAUUGACAUGCAUGUAUAAUUCCCAAAGGAUUGCUAGAAAUGUAGUUAAAAAGAAGAUGAUGUACUUGGGCAAGUUUGCACAGAUUGGUCAUCUUUAAAAACUACAGUUUUCUCAGUCAAUUUCUGAGCUUCACCUGUUUUGAGCAAUUUCUUUCUAGAGUCUGCUCCAAGAAAACCUCCAGUGACAAAGUCAUACAUAUGACCCCACCAUUCUAAAGAAGUAUCUUCAGUUUGGUUUCCUAUCACAUAAUAUUCCACAAGCAAUAAAUCACUAGCAGGAAAAUAUUAACAAAAAAAAAAAAACAAAUAUUAACACCUAUCGGAUAUAAUGAAGAGGCCCUCAGACUUUCAACAAAUUUCAAAGCAAUAUUCUGAAAAAGAAAAUAUGAAUUUCUAAGCCAUUUGUUCUCAUUAUGAAUUGGAGGUUACUUCAAAAAAUUUACUCUCACUAGUCAUCUUCAUCA
Molecule: messenger RNA, 2074 nt
Organism: Rubroshorea leprosula
Lineage: Eukaryota; Viridiplantae; Streptophyta; Magnoliopsida; Malvales; Dipterocarpaceae
Source: the annotation of a GenBank genome assembly